GGUGGUGCAGGUGAGAAAGACUUAAUUGGUCUAACAGAAUCAGGUCAAGUUGUUUUCCAUUCGUCAUUGGCUGAUGUGGACGAUGAACUAAAAUUGAGCAAAAAAAUGUUACAAAGGACACCUCAUUUUAAGAUGCACUCCAAUCUGUUGGAUAGUCACGUGUACAUUGUGAGCAGGUGGGUUCUUGAUUAUAUGCAGGAACACCUCAAGAAUGCUCUCUCAUUUAAAAGAGAAGUAUUACCUCAUUUGUUGAAGAACCAGGACUCAAAAAUUCUAUUACAGUUUUCCGAGAGAUUCCAUGACGAUAUUGACAAGUUGGCAUCUCAAUACUCCUCCUCUCCUAUCCCCUCCCCCACCCAGUGCCACGCCCACACAAUCACCGGAGCUGAACUAUGCACUAGAGUCAACACUGUAUCACUGUAUAUGGAGGCUAAUAGGAUGAUAGGACAGCAUUCGUCAAGUUUCAUGUUGGACUCUGGAACAAGUGGACAAGGAAUAAAGUCAAGUGCAAUCAGUGGUGACUCAGUGGUUGAUGAGAGUACUCAGCUAUCAGAUAAAGUAUCAGUUAAGAGGUCAAUGAUAGGAAGACACUGUGUCAUUGGAGAGAAAGUGAAAGUCAUCAAUUCAGUAAUUAUGGAUCAUGUGGUCAUUGGAGAAAGUUGCACAAUUCAAAACUCAAUUUUAUGCAAUCAAGUCCGACUGGAGGAGAAGGCAACACUCAAAGACUGCACUGUAGGCCCACGCGUUACUAUUAAUAGCAAAGCUGAGCACAAAGGAGAAUUAUUAGUUGAAGAUUCAGAGCUUGACUUGUAAAAUCAC
Messenger RNA from Amphimedon queenslandica, 819 nucleotides. Its product is annotated as translation initiation factor eIF-2B subunit gamma-like. Lineage: Eukaryota; Metazoa; Porifera; Demospongiae; Haplosclerida; Niphatidae. Gene Ontology annotation, biological process: cytoplasmic translational initiation. Gene Ontology annotation, molecular function: guanyl-nucleotide exchange factor activity; translation initiation factor activity. Gene Ontology annotation, cellular component: guanyl-nucleotide exchange factor complex; eukaryotic translation initiation factor 2B complex. The transcript is spliced from 7 exons. The coding region runs from base 106 to 813 and encodes 235 amino acids. The record is from RefSeq and is a predicted model, not a curated record.